This is a messenger RNA of Tricharina praecox, 1988 nucleotides long. Its product is annotated as general substrate transporter. NCBI's taxonomy places the organism in Eukaryota, Fungi, Ascomycota, Pezizomycetes, Pezizales, Pyronemataceae. Gene Ontology annotation, cellular component: membrane. The transcript is spliced from 6 exons. The coding region runs from base 269 to 1900 and encodes 543 amino acids. Gene Ontology annotation, biological process: transmembrane transport; carbohydrate transport. Gene Ontology annotation, molecular function: carbohydrate:proton symporter activity. The record is from RefSeq and is a predicted model, not a curated record.
CGAGCGGAGCGAGAAAUCGAAGCCUCCCACGAAAGCGCGCGUCUCUCUCUUCCACGAGGAUCUCGGCGAAGACGACGACGACGAAAAAAGCCCAGGCAACCGGAACGUCGGCUCGAGCUCCCGCAAAGUACGCUAUAGCCAGGAUUCGGCCUCGCACUCUCGCCAACGCGACGGCACCGGCAGCGGCAGCAGCAGCGACGAAGUUAAAAUCCACAUCCCCUCUCCACCUCGUCGCGAACCUGGUUUCGUCAAAAAGUGCUUCGGAAGAAUGGUGGGCGGUAGAAAUGGGUCGGCCAUUCAUGGCAUGACCGGGAAACCGUUGUUGUACUUUACAAGCGUGUUUGUGAGUUUAGGCGUCUUCCUUUUUGGUUAUGAUCAAGGCGUUAUGUCGGGCAUUAUCACAGGAAUAUAUUUUAAAGACUACUUCAACCAGCCCACGCGGGCGCAGAUAGGAACGAUGGUUGCUAUAUUGGAGGUUGGAGCGUUCGUAUCAUCUCUCGUUGUUGGCCGAGUGGGGGACAUCAUUGGUAGGCGGAAGACGAUCCUCUACGGGUCCAUGAUCUUCGUCGUCGGAGGGGCAAUGCAAGCUUUUGCCAACGGAAUGCCCGCCCUGAUCCUAGGCCGUAUCAUUGCCGGAGUGGGUGUUGGUUGCCUCUCGACCAUCGUGCCGGUCUAUCAGUCCGAAAUCUCGCCCCCGCACAACCGUGGACAGCUCGCUUGUAUAGAGUUCACCGGAAACAUCGUGGGCUACGCCACCAGCGUCUGGGUCGAUUACUUCUGCAGCUACAUCGAGAGUGACCUUUCGUGGCGCAUUCCGCUGUUCAUGCAGUGCGCCAUGGGAGCCCUGCUCGCGCUGGGCUCGCUCAUCAUUUCCGAGUCACCCAGAUGGCUACUCGACAAUGACCACGACGAGGAGGGCAUCGUGGUCCUGGCGAACCUUUACGGCGGUGGAGAUGUGCACAACGAGCGCGCUAGAGACGAGUUCCGCGAGAUCAAGAUGAACGUCCUGCUACAGCGGGCGGAGGGAGAGAGAUCCUACUCCGAGAUGUGGUCCCGAUACCAAAAGCGUCUUUUGAUCGCCAUGUCGGCUCAGGCUUUUGCACAGCUGAACGGAAUCAACGUCAUCUCGUACUAUGCUCCCCUCGUGUUCGAACAGGCCGGCUGGGUUGGCCGCGACGCCAUCCUCAUGACGGGUAUCAACGCGCUCAUCUACGUCGCCAGUACUCUGCCGCCCUGGUACCUUGUGGACCGCUGGGGUAGACGUCCAAUCUUGCUCUCCGGCUCGGUCGUGAUGUGUCUCGCGCUCGCUACUAUCUCAUACUGGAUGUACAUCGAUGUUCACAUCACACCGACGAUGGUUGUACUAUUCGUCAUCAUCUACAAUGCGUUCUUCGGCUACUCAUGGGGACCGAUCCCGUGGCUGUACCCUCCCGAGAUCAUGCCCCUCAGCAUCCGCGCAAAGGGAGCCUCGCUCUCGACCGCCACCAAUUGGGCGUUCAACUGGCUCGUCGGCGAGAUGACACCCAUUCUCCAGGAAUGGAUAAAGUGGCGCCUCUACCUCGUCCACGCCUUCUUCUGCGCCUGCAGUUUCGUCCUAGUGUACUUCCUGUACCCGGAGACGAAGGGCGUCAUGCUCGAGGAUAUGGACUCCGUCUUCGGUGACCAAACCGUCGCGCCCACACCGUCAACCGCCCACGCGUCCCUCCUGCACCCCAGCCGCUCCGGCAGUCCGGUACCUACACUCGACAUCAGCCCUCCGGAGAACAUCAAACCCAGCCGAUCUCCGCCCCCGCAAAAGAACGGCAGUGGAGUCGGCGGUUUCUUCCAGGGCAUGUUUGGACGCAAGUCGGAGACGGAGGGCGGCGAGUAUAGACGUAUCGAUGAGGGGGAUGAUGUGUAGAUUGUUUCUUUUUUUUUGUUGGCCAUGUAGAGGGAUUAGUUUUUGGAUACGGAUACCUAUUGUGUGUGGAUUUGACUUUUGACUUUGU